AGCUGGUAAUCGCCACAUAAAUUUGUUUAUUUUGCUACAAAGAAAGCCAGCUAAUCUGGCGGUCGGUUGUAUAAUUGUUUAUUAAUUUAAUAGAGCCUAGAGAACAAAUUACUUUAAAAUGAGCUUUCCGCUGACGAAUCCCAAUAAGGAGUCGGCCAGAGCGGCGUGUAAAAAAUGUGGCUAUGCCGGCCAUCUAACUUUUCAGUGCCGCAAUUUUAUCAAGGUGGAUCCGAACAAAGAGAUUUUAUUGGAUGUUGAAAGUACUAGUUCCGAUUCCGAAUUGGACUAUUUGACUCCAUUGACUGAGCUGCGAAUGAAGGAGUUGAAAGAGAAGGAGGCGGAGCUUCUAAAGGCAAAGAAAAAAUCUGCUGCCAAGCCGAAGAAAUCUAAAAAGAAAGACCACAAGCAUAAAAGCAAAAAGAAGCGCAGCAGUAAAGCAAAGAAGCAUAAGAAACGUGGCGACUCCAAAUCUUCCAGUUCCGAUUCAUCCUCCCUAACCUCGUCUUCCUCAAGUGAUAGCAGUACCGAAUCAGAUUCUAGUGACAAUGAGGAGUCCUCGACAAGUGAAUCCGAUGAAAACGGACGUAAGCUUAAGAAGAAGGGAAAGUACAAGCGUAAGGCCGACACCCCCAAUAUGAGACGCAAGAAAACCAAGGUCAAACGCCGACGCUAUAAGACCACUGAAUCUACCAGCGACUCUGAAGAGGAUUCCUCUUCGGAUUAAAGUGCAGUAACAAAAGAACAUUUUUCUUAGUUUAAAGCCUAAGUAGCUAAUUAAGUACAUAUGUAUUUACCAUGUAGAUGAUGCACAUCUCUCCGAGAAAGUUAUGUGCACCAAAAUAUUAGUAAUUGCGAGUUUCAUU
Stomoxys calcitrans (stable fly) is the source of this 863-nucleotide messenger RNA. Its product is annotated as protein SREK1IP1. NCBI's taxonomy places the organism in Eukaryota, Metazoa, Arthropoda, Insecta, Diptera, Muscidae. The transcript is spliced from 2 exons. Gene Ontology annotation, molecular function: nucleic acid binding; zinc ion binding. The record is from RefSeq and is a predicted model, not a curated record. The coding region runs from base 119 to 724 and encodes 201 amino acids.